AUGGCCAUUCUUACGUCUCCUAAAUCGUUUCAGAAUGUCAAUGCCUUGGUCCCUCGCCAGUUCAUGACUCAAAUGCCAUCGGGGAUCAUAAAUGCUGGGUUGCUUCAGGAUGGCGGCCAUUCGAGCCAUCCAUCAUUCUUCCACCUCGUCCUCCUGGUUUUCGAAGCUGUGUUGGAGGUAGUAUGUGUCAGCUUGCCGGGUUACAUAGUUGCCCGACAGGGCAUGUUCGACGCAGAAGCUCAGAAGUUGGUCGCUAACCUCAACGUCAUGCUGUUUACCCCAUGUCUGAUCUUCAUCAAACUUGGUUCUCAACUGACGGCGGAGAAAAUCACUGAUCUUGCCAUUAUCCCGUUUAUCUUCAUCGUUCAGACCUUCGUCUCUUAUUCAUGUGCUUGGGUUAUAUCGCGAUGUUUCCGCUUCAAAAAACGACAGGCCAAUUUUGUGGCGGCAAUGGCUGUCUUCGGUAACUCGAACUCCCUACCUAUUUCCCUCGUCAUGUCGCUCUCGCAGACCCUAAAAGGCCUUCACUGGAGCAAAGUCCCUAAUGACAACGAUGACGAAGUGGCGGCCCGUGGAAUUCUAUACCUACUCAUAUUUCAGCAAUUAGGUCAGCUCGUGCGCUGGAGUUGGGGCUAUCGUGUUCUUCUUGCCCCGAAGGAACGAUACCUGGAAGAGGCAGAUAGGGAAGACGGUGUGACCCGAAUUGAGCAAGGGCAGGAACGAUACGGCGACAACCCGAACCAAACCGACCCAGAUGAGCCACUUAUCAGAACUCGAAGCUCUGAUAGCCUUACCCACCAUGCAGCGGGCUCUUCCGGUGACACGGAUGAGUUCAGGUCCGGUGAACAGACCCCCGUGACAGCUCAGACAUAUUCCUAUACGAAGCUGCCCACUCAUGGCCAAGUAAACCAUGAAUCAGACCACCACCCUUCCCUGAUCGGGCCUCCUCCCAGCGGACCAUUCCUUCCGCGCCAGAGUACUGGAGGCCACAUCCUAUUGUUUCCGAGUGUUGAGUUGUCGCAUGAAGGUCACCAGCACCAAAAGGGAUCGUUCACACGAGUCAAGCAGUAUCUGGGGCAACGCCGUAGUCGCAUGACAAGCUGUAUCGCGAGCGGCUGGGAGAAGAGCACAAACGCAGUGUACAAUCGACUUCCGAGCCCUAUACAGAAGCCCUUGUCUGUUUGUGCUCGCGGUAUCAAGACGUUUCUCCGUGGCCUAUGGGACUUCAUGAACCCUCCGCUGUGGGCUAUGCUUGUGUCGAUUAUCGUGGCAUCCGUGCCGUCCCUACAGCACUUGUUCUUCGACGAGGAUACAUUCGUGAACAAUUCGGUCACCAGAGCUAUCAACCAGAAUGCUCAAGUUGCUGUACCCUUGAUCCUGGUCGUCCUAGGAGCCAACCUCGCACGAAACACUUUGUCCCAAGAAGCGCUCGAAGACAUGGGGCAUCCCAAGGAAGAGAAGAAACUCAUUAUUGCCUCGCUCGUGGCACGCAUGCUGCUCCCAACCUUGAUUAUGGCACCUCUCCUUGCUCUGCUCGCUAAACACGUCCCUAUCAGUAUCUUGGGCGAUCCGAUCUUCAUAAUCGUCUGCUUCUUGCUUACUGGAGCUCCGUCCGCUCUGCAACUGGCACAGAUUUGCCAGAUCAAUAAUGUAUACGUCUCUGCCAUGUCGAAGCUUCUGUUCCAGAGCUAUGUUGUUUGGAUUCUCCCUUCCACUCUCAUACUUGUCAUGUGUGCGUUGGAGGUCGUUGAGUGGGCUUCCGCUUCUACCUAA
Molecule: messenger RNA, 1773 nt
Organism: Aspergillus fischeri NRRL 181
Lineage: Eukaryota; Fungi; Ascomycota; Eurotiomycetes; Eurotiales; Aspergillaceae
Product: Auxin Efflux Carrier superfamily
Exons: 4
Coding region: 1-1773 (590 amino acids)
Biological process (GO): transmembrane transport
Cellular component (GO): membrane; endoplasmic reticulum
Source: RefSeq, a predicted model, not a curated record